AUACGAUCUGGAGACACAUUUGUCAUAACGGAGGGAAGACUUCCACCCAAGGGAUUUCUAAAGUUACCCAUUUGGUUGUACUGUCCAAAAACAGAACAGAGUUCUGUCAAUCAUGUCUUCAGUUGCCUGGCAACCCUGCAACUAUCUCAGCCAGGGGAUGCUUCUUCCCAUGAACAGCCAGACUCUGAUUAUUCCUUUGUGGGGUCAUAUAGAGAUAUCCAAAGAGGCUUCUCUUCAAGAGCUCAAACUUCAGAUUAUGACACUACCACUUUUUGAUGCCAUUGGCAUUCCUUCUCCUGAUUUCCUCCGUAUCUGGACUUUAGAAAACAAACGGUUGGCAAAAAUAUUGCGCUUCAAUCAACUGCAGAUCAGUGACCACAAACUGGGAAUCAGAACAACACUGUGUGUGGAGCCUCUGCAGGCAGAGGAGUGUCUCGGCCCCCAGGAUCUGCUCCUUAGAGUCCAGCUUUCUGUGCCAGGAGAAUAUCGCUAUUUUCCCCCAUUGGACAUUGCAUGGAAUAUCUCUCGUGGAUGUACAGCCUCAGCUCUUCGUCAGAGAAUUGCCACCCACUGUGCGCUACCAGCAGACAAAGUGGAGAUUGCAAAAUACAUUCCAGAGAAACACGAAUGGCUUCCAAUUUCAAGCUGGACUCAACAUGUUUCCAAAAAGAAGAAGAAAAAGAAAGCUGAGAGCCUACAGGGGGCACCAUAUUAUUUGAAGGAUGGGGAUAUAAUUGGUGUAAAGAACCUUCUACUGGAUGACAAGAUAGACUUCAGCUCAGAGAAUGAGUAUAUAGCAAAGGAAAAGCAAAGACAACGUGCAGAAAGCAAGAAAAAUAUUCCACCAUCUAAUUGCAAUCAAAAGGCUCAGCCAAGUGGACGGAAGCCAGAAAGUUCUCUAUCCAUCCGUGUGGGAGUGUUCAGAUAG
Messenger RNA from Staurois parvus, 928 nucleotides. The record is from the annotation of a GenBank genome assembly. NCBI's taxonomy places the organism in Eukaryota, Metazoa, Chordata, Amphibia, Anura, Ranidae.